CCGGUUCUCGCCCCCCCUUUUUUUUUUUUUUGGCGCCAAACGAAUGGAAGCGCGGCGCGACGCGGGCCUGCUGGGCGCGCCCCCGGCCGCUGGGGGCCAGGCCGCGGCCUCGCUCGGUCCCGCCAAGUCUCUGGCGUUCUCCAUCGACCGCAUCAUGGCGCAGACGCCCGAACCUAAAUCCAUUCCGCUGCCGGGCUGGUUCCGCUCUGCUCCGGUGGGUCUCCCGGACGUGUGCCCGUCUUCGCUGCAUUGCAUGAUCCCUCUGGUGCCGCUGGGCUACGACCCGGCUCACCACCGACUCGGGCUCGCUGGCUUGGACUCGACUCACCUGGACGCGCCUGUGGACUUGUUGGGUUUCGGGCUGAACUACGCGACCCAGCAGCAGCAGCAGCACCAGGAGGAACCCGCACAGAACCAAUCAGACGGCCAGUAUAAACUGUUCCGUCCGCGGGUUGUGACCCAGUCCUCCUUCCCCUCCAGAGGCACCGUGUGCUACCUGAACUGUGCCGCCGACGCCGGCUCGUGUUCGCCGGCCGCGGGCCUCCUCAACCUCCACCCCAUGGCCUCAUACCUCCUGGGGGCCAGACAUGGAAGAACCCUGCUGGACGAGCGCGGCAAAGCGGGCUUGCCGAACCCGGCGGAGCGCUACCACCACCACCACCAUCACCACCACCACCAGGCCGGCCAGAGCCUCAUCAAGGAGAGGGACUUCACGGACAAGAUGCUGAAAAACUCCUCCGCGGCCUCCGCGGUUCGUCUCGGAGGUUCCGGAUGUGCUGGACACAAACCUAAAGUUUUCACCUGUGAGGUUUGCGGAAAGGUGUUCAACGCGCACUACAACCUCACGCGCCACAUGCCCGUGCACACGGGGGCGCGUCCGUUCGUGUGCAAAGUUUGCGGCAAAGGCUUCCGCCAGGCGAGCACUUUGUGCAGACACAAGAUCAUCCACACUCAGGAAAAACCUCACAAGUGCAACCAGUGCGGCAAAGCAUUCAACCGCAGCUCCACGCUCAACACACACACUCGCAUCCACGCGGGCUACAAGCCGUUCGUGUGCGAGUUCUGUGGGAAAGGAUUCCACCAGAAAGGGAACUACAAGAACCACAAGCUGACGCACAGCGGCGAGAAGCAGUUCAAGUGCUCCAUCUGCAGCAAGGCCUUCCACCAGGUGUACAACCUCACCUUCCACAUGCACACGCACAACGACAAGAAGCCCUUCACCUGCCCAACCUGCGGCAAGGGCUUCUGCAGGAACUUUGACCUCAAGAAGCACGUCAGGAAGCUGCACGACCCCGCCGGGGGGCAGGCGUCGCCGCCGCAGGCCUGAAUCGGCCUCUGAAAACCUUUUACACUGAGUAGUAUUUAUUCAUGUUGUUUGUCCUUCUAAAAGACUCAAAAGUGACUUUUUGAUGAAGGAACUUCUUCUUGGAGGACCGGAAGUGACUUUAUUGACGACGCACUGCUGCCCCCUGUGGAAAGAAUUAGUAUUACAUGCAAUCACGGACUGUAAUAAUAUAAAUAGAGUAAUAUACUUGAUUGGUGACACAUUGCUGCCCCCUGUGGAAAGACGGCGUAUUACAUGCAAUCAUGGACUGUAAUAAUAUGAAUAGAGUAAUAUACUUGAUUGGUGACAUUGCUGCCCCCUGUGGAAAGAAGUAGUAUUACAUGCAAACGUGGACUGUAAUCAAAAUCUAAACACAGUAAUUCACUAAUAUAUGACAAGCUGCUGCCCCCUGUGGAAAGUAGUAGUAUUACACACACAAUGGACUCUCUUUUAAUAAUACCGUAAUUAUAAUAAUAGUUUUAUUAUUAUUAUCUUUCUUUCAUGACACACUACUUCCUGUUUGUUCUUGAUAAUCAGCACUGUCUCUUUAAAUGGACAUUGCCUACUUCCUGGCCACUGCUGCUUGUUAGCUGCAAAGUCCACCCCGCCCCCCUUUGAAGAGGGUCUGUUCCUCACCUUGCCGACCCCCUCAGGACUGAUCCCUCCAUGA
Messenger RNA from Doryrhamphus excisus (bluestripe pipefish), 1994 nucleotides. It is a transcript of the gene fezf1, whose product is annotated as FEZ family zinc finger 1. NCBI's taxonomy places the organism in Eukaryota, Metazoa, Chordata, Actinopteri, Syngnathiformes, Syngnathidae. The record is from RefSeq and is a predicted model, not a curated record. Gene Ontology annotation, biological process: regulation of transcription by RNA polymerase II. Gene Ontology annotation, molecular function: DNA-binding transcription factor activity, RNA polymerase II-specific. Gene Ontology annotation, cellular component: nucleus.